CUGCAGCUGUGCCUGGGUUCCUGUCCGAGAGGACAUUUUGUGGAUCCAAGCAGCUCCGGACUGCAGCCGGCUCUUUCCAAGAGCGGGGAAUUCCUUUGGAGACAGCCCAACCUUGCUCUAAGAAGUUCCCCAUGGCUCUGCAAGGAGACGACUGCUACUACUAUUUCAACUCCAUCUGUCUUAAGGGAGACAGCUGUCCCUUCCGCCACUGUGAAGCGGCUCUGGGGAGCGAAAGAGUCUGCCGACUGUGGAUACAGGGCUGCUGUUUCCGGAAUGACUGCAAGUUCAGACACAUGAAAAUUGAAAAGAAGCGCAGUGAGGUUCGCUGCUAUUGGGAGAAUCAGCCCGGAGGCUGUCAGAAACCCCACUGCCGUUUUCUUCAUUUGAAGGAACGCGGUGGGAACGGACUGACCGUACCACCAAGCAACGAAGCUGACACAAGUGGCCUUCCUCUGAUCAGCGGCCUUGCAGAAAGUCUGGAGAACCAGAUAGAGGUUGAGAAGGCACCAGAGAGAGGUGACAUCCCAACUUCCUCCCAUGGCCCAACUGCGCAAAAACGCAAGCAAUCUGAGGAGGAGGAGGACAAAGCAGAGGAGCUGCCGUGCAAGAAAAGAGUCAAGGCUGGACGCAAGGUGCGCGGGAGGCCUAUUGACUGGAAAACCACCUUCCCCACAAUGCGGAGACUGAAACGGAAAGCAGCAGAGAUGCAACCGUCUGCUGCUGAGGACACUGAUGAGCCCCCAGCCAGAAAACUACCUAUGGCGAUCCUUGCUUCAGUCCCGCCCGAGUACACCCUGGUCAGCGUUGAAGUCCUAAAACUUCCAAGCAGUCUGGAACUGCUUUCGGGAGGCCAGGCAGACUCUGUGGCACAGUCAGAGAUCCCACACUCAACAUCCCGUGCCACGCAAGAAGCAGACCAGGCGCAACAGCUGAGCUGCACAGAGGUGGGGAAAGAACUCUUCUCUGAGGAUGAGGAGCUCGAGAAGUUCCUGAUGGAAGUCACAGAAGAAGAACUGGAAGCAGAAAUUGAUGACACUGUGGAUAUAGAUGAGCUCCUAAUGGAGCUCUCAGACCAACAACAUUUCAACAUCAUAGUCUGAUUGAAUAUUUUAAAAAAACAACAACAACCAUCAAUUAAAACCAACCCUAUUCGUUUUCAA
Messenger RNA from Tympanuchus pallidicinctus (lesser prairie-chicken), 1160 nucleotides. Its product is annotated as zinc finger CCCH domain-containing protein 11A-like. The transcript is spliced from 9 exons. The record is from RefSeq and is a predicted model, not a curated record. Bases 132 to 1100 code for a protein of 322 amino acids. NCBI's taxonomy places the organism in Eukaryota, Metazoa, Chordata, Aves, Galliformes, Phasianidae. Gene Ontology annotation, molecular function: metal ion binding.